This is a messenger RNA of Closterium sp. NIES-67, 2124 nucleotides long. The record is from the annotation of a GenBank genome assembly. Lineage: Eukaryota; Viridiplantae; Streptophyta; Zygnematophyceae; Desmidiales; Closteriaceae.
AAAGCUAGUUGGGCUGGUUCUUGUCUCUUUUCGACCUAGAUAGUUUAUUCGCCAUCACCUGAAGAGAGGUGGUUCAUGGGUAUUCUAGUUUCUAAGAUCCACUUUUAGCUGAUGCGUUCGUGCAGGCUGUCGGAGUACGCGAUUUUUGGGAAUUUUCAAAAAUCGCCUGCAACGUGCAGGCUGUCGGAGUACGCGAUUCUUGAGAAUUUUCAAAAAUCGCCUACAACGUGCAGGCUGUCGGAGUACUAGAUCAUGUUAGUCGCAGCAGAUAGAUGCUGCAGCGUGCAAUCACCAGGCUGACGGACAUAACGCAUCUUUAAUCCUUGAUUGUCGUAGAAGAAAGUUUCGAAGGACCGCGAUCGCACACCGCAACUGAUUGCUCCGCGAAACGUUUUCAUUUAGACAUUGCUUCAAGUCCCGGGCUGCUCCGCCAGUCCCGGGCUGCUCCGCCAGUCCCGGGUUUCCCCGCCAGUCCCAGGUUGCUCCGCCAGUCCCAGGUUGCUCCGCCAGUCCCAGGUUGCUCCGCCAGUCCCAGGUUGCCCCGCCAGUCCCAGGUUGCUCCGCCAGUCCCAGGUUGCUCCGCAAACUGUAGCAUCGCUUGCUUGCGACUAAUUGUAGCAUCGCUUGCUUGCGGUCAGAAUGAUGAUGGACGGAUCGUAUCGAGACGGGGGAGGACGAGCGGGCAGAGGACGAGGAGGGGGAAUAGGAGGAGGAGGGGGAGUCGGAUCGCAUCAACGCGGUCCGUGGGACGAGGAGGACGAUGCGUGGAUGGAGAGUAUGGCGCGGAAGCACAGACGACAGUACCAGGGGGUACAGGAGGAAGAGGAGAAAGAGCAACUGAAGCAGGAGCAACUUAAGGAGAGGCAGAGAGAGAGGGAGGAGCGGAAAGACGAGGAGGAGGACGAGGAUUAUGGGGGGUCAGAAGAGAAAAUAUCCCUCACAACGGGAAAGGUAGUCAAGCACCGCUCUUGCUGCUUCCGCUGCCUUCCCUCGCUCCUCCUCCUCUCGCUCGGUCUAAUCGCCGGUGCAGCCAUCACGGCUGGGGUCUCCCUCCUAUUCCCGUGGCGCGCCGUGGCUUUAAUCACCAACUAUGCCAGCACGGACACUCUGGUUAAAUCGCAGGGCGCGCUCUCGUUCCUAGUGGUGGGGGACUGGGGUCGGAAUGGCGACUACAACCAGUCCCUCGUGGCAGAGGCGAUGGGUCGUGUAGCCGCGGAGAUAGACAGCAGCUUUGUGAUUUCCACAGGGGACAACUUCUAUGAGGACGGCCUGAUAGACAGCAACGACCCCCAGUUCGCCUCCUCCUUCUCUGAGAUCUACCAGGCUGCUAGCCUGCGCACCCAGUGGUAUGCUGUCCUCGGCAAUCACGACUAUCACGUCAACCCCGAGGCUCAGCUGGACCCAGCCCUUCGGCUGCGCGACCCCAGGUGGCGCUGCGAGCGCUCCUACAACGUGCGCCGGGAUGCAUGCCCCAAGUAUUUGUACGAGCCCUGCGACUCACCAGUAGAGCUGUUUUUCAUCGACACGUCGCCAAUGCUGAUUGGCUACUGGAAGCCCACGGGCAACCACACAGAGAAGCUUAAUUUCACGGGCAGACCGGAGUAUUCCCAGUCGAUUCACUUCCAGAUCGAAUCCCUGCGAGCAGCCCUCGCGUCGUCUGCUGCCAAGUGGAAGAUUGUGAUUGGCCACCAUCCCGUGCGGAGCACAGGGGAGAAUGGGGACUCCACGGAGCUCGUUCAAUACCUCAACCCCAUCCUCAAGGAGCACCAAGUGGACUUCUACAUGAACGGCCAUGACCAUAACCUGGAGCUGUUUCAAGAGCCUGCCAGUUCACUGUUCUUUGUAACGAGUGGCGCAGGAUCGCAGGUGAGCCACAAGAGAUCAAACGCAGACAACCCCUUCUCGCAGUUUUACUACGCUGAGCAGGGGUUUGUGUCAGCCACUAUUGAUGGCAACGGCUUGGUUCUGAACUUCCAUGACAUUGCUGGCACUGUUAUCCAUACUCUCUGGGUGAACAAAUAGACAACUGUGACACAGUAGCAUGCUGCUGCCGUGUGGUUCAUUUUUUCAACAUGUAAAUACAUCAUUUUUCGUCUCUAGCAUGAAUAAUUUGGUUGCAGUUUA